AUGGCCGUCUCGUCACGCCAUGUGCUGUCGCCGAUGCAGCCCACCUUCAAGCUAGGCGGCCCCAAUGGCAACGAGGACAAUGACGGCGGGACGUCAUCGAUGAUCAACGAAGCCACCGCGUCCCUUUUGCACGCCUCCUUGGACAUCCAUCUUCCUCGAGGACCAAGCGUACAUUCGAGUUCAAGACCUGGCAUGGGCAGACCGAGGAGUUCGAGUCGAAAUUUGCAGUGGAGUCGUGGCAGCGUCGAGGACUUGCGCGCGGUCGAUCGUUCAGCCAGUCCCGUGAUCGAUCGAGACGACUCGAAUCCGCGCAAGUUGGGCAAUGGCAAAUGGAAGGAGGUAUCGGGUGCUUCCUAUGCCAGUGGGAUGGUCGGGUCGAGCGGUGAGCACCCUUUCGCGCAUACGACGGCCUUGUUAAGGCGUACCCAUUCCGCGGAUUUGCUCGAGCGUGAUGGUGGACCUCCGAGCGAGGACGACUUUAGUAGUGAUGUAGGUUCAGUGCCUACUUUGGAUGCAUUAAUCUGAGCUGACAGCCUCCUUAUUCUGCAGGAUGAAAUUUUCCGGCCGAGGCCGCCCUCGAUCGCAUCGACGAAUUCUCAGAGGUCUUCGGUCAGUUCUCCUCCCAGCCUACUCUGCAUACCUAUGCCUCAUUCCCAAGCUGACGCGAGGUGGUCCAACACUCCACAGCGCAUUGGAGUUCUACUCGAGGACUGCACAAAUCGGGAGAACCACGCUUUCGCUCGCGACGUGCGGAUAACGGGCUUUCACCCUGUCGGAUCGCAGAAUGCCGGUGGUUUCGUCGUCUUUGAGAUUGAGAUCGUCACUCCUCAGGUAUGUCGACGUUCACUUUUGGGAGAAUCGAGGAGACAUCAUUUACGCUGUGUCUUUUUUCACAGGGGACUCUGAUCAAGCUGAACAAGCGCUAUUCGGCAUUCGUGCGGCUCAGAGCCGAUCUCGUUCGCGAAUACCCCCACUUCCGAGGCUGGGUGCCGCGAUUACCCCCAAAAAACUCCUUGGGUGAGUCCGAAAACACAAAAGUAUUGUAUCUUCUCAUACUUACCCAGCUCGAGCCUGUGUUCAACACCCUGUUGUCAUUAGCCAAGUACCGACCAUCAUUCUUGGACCGCCGACGAGCGCAAUUAGCGUAUUGGUUGACGACAAUUUUGCUACAUCCGGAAGCUGGAAGGUGUGCACUUGUGAGGCAAUGGGUACUGGAGUGA
Microbotryum saponariae is the source of this 1220-nucleotide messenger RNA. The record is from the annotation of a GenBank genome assembly. Lineage: Eukaryota; Fungi; Basidiomycota; Microbotryomycetes; Microbotryales; Microbotryaceae.